Molecule: messenger RNA, 471 nt
Organism: Trifolium pratense (red clover)
Lineage: Eukaryota; Viridiplantae; Streptophyta; Magnoliopsida; Fabales; Fabaceae
Product: expansin-A23-like
Exons: 2
Coding region: 1-471 (156 amino acids)
Biological process (GO): plant-type cell wall organization
Source: RefSeq, a predicted model, not a curated record
AUGGCUAUGUCUCACUCUUUCAUUCCUCUGGUCUUUUUCAUAUUGCAACUUAUACAGGCCAUAGCUGGCAUUGACCUAAAUUGGUAUGAUGCUCAUGCAACCUUCUACGGUGGUCCUUCAGGAGCUGGAACCAUGCGCGGUAUCAUACCCGUUAAAUAUCGACGUGUUUCAUGUGUGAAACAAGGGGGUGUUAGGUUUGAGAUCAACGGAAACCCUAAUUUCUUGUUUGUUCUGGUGUUCAAUGUUGCCAAUGCUGGUGAUGUUUCUCGUGUUAGUGUCAAAGGGUCUAAGACUGGAUGGAUUCCCAUGAAGCGCAAUUUUGGACAAAAGUGGAAUACUGGAGUGAAUUUGGUAGGAAAAGUUUUGUCAUUUCAAGUUACUACAAGUGAUGGAAAAACUUUGGAGUUUUAUUCAGUUUCUCCUUACAACUGGCAAUUUGGACAGACUUAUCAGAGCCAGGGUAAUUUUUAG